AUGAGCGGUCUAGUGCGCACCGAGCCGCUGCCCGGGGAGACCCCUCUGCUGGUGCCCGGCGACCCCUACUCUGUGGUGGUUCUGCUCCAAGGCUACGCGGAGCCCGAGGGUGUCGGCGACGCCGUACGAGCCGACGGCUCCGUGACCCUUGUCCUGCCCCAGGCCUGGGGCCCGCCCUCCACCCACCGAGAGCCCCUGCCUUACGAGGCGAAGACCGCCCUAGAGGAGGCGGCCCGGGGCCCCAUCCUCGUGGACACUGCGGGCCCGUGGGCUCGCGAGGCGCUCCUGGGGGCCCUGGCGGGGCAGGGAGUGGCUCCCGGAGACGUGACUCUGGUGGUGGGGACCCACGGACACUCGGACCACAUCGGGAACCUAGGGCUGUUUCCCGGGGCGGCCCUGCUGGUCUCGCACGACUUCUGCCUCCCCGGGGGCCGUUACCUCCCCCACGGACUGGGUGAGGAGCGGCCUUUGCGCUUGGGGCCGGGACUCGAGGUGUGGGCCACACCCGGCCACGGUGGCCAGCGGGACGUGAGCGUGCUGGUGGCUGGCACGGCCCUGGGAACCGUCAUGGUAGUGGGCGAUGUGUUUGAACGUGAUGGGGAUGAGGGCUCGUGGCAGGCGCUGAGCGAAGACCCAGUGGCCCAGAAGCACAGCAGAAAGCGGGUCCUGGCCACUGCCGACGUGGUCGUGCCUGGUCACGGAGCCCCCUUUAGGGUGAUAAGGGAAGCCUCGGCGCCAGAGACAGAGCCAGCCAGAUCUCAUGACGGAGAGAAGCCCAUUGUGCACGGAUAA
Rangifer tarandus platyrhynchus (Svalbard reindeer) is the source of this 792-nucleotide messenger RNA. Lineage: Eukaryota; Metazoa; Chordata; Mammalia; Artiodactyla; Cervidae. The record is from the annotation of a GenBank genome assembly.